This is a messenger RNA of Drosophila biarmipes, 1242 nucleotides long. RefSeq lists its product as uncharacterized. Gene Ontology annotation, biological process: apoptotic DNA fragmentation. NCBI's taxonomy places the organism in Eukaryota, Metazoa, Arthropoda, Insecta, Diptera, Drosophilidae. The record is from RefSeq and is a predicted model, not a curated record. Gene Ontology annotation, molecular function: RNA endonuclease activity; single-stranded DNA endonuclease activity; metal ion binding. The transcript has 3 exons. The coding region runs from base 37 to 1107 and encodes 356 amino acids. Gene Ontology annotation, cellular component: mitochondrial inner membrane; nucleus.
GAUCCUCAGUUGUACUUCAAAGCUCACACCGUGAAGAUGCACAACCUACGAGAUCUAGUUAUUACACUGAGCCUGUUCCUAAGUCUGGGCAAUGCCCAGUCUUAUUGCCAGCUUGAUGCGAAUUAUAUAUGGACCAAUCAAAUUUUUGCACAGCGCGUUAGCAACCACUAUGAACUUUUGCCCGCGGAUUGGUUCCUAACAAAUCAGCGUAUAAGUUUGCUGUGCGGUGGAAAUACACCUGUCUUCGAUAGCACUUGCCAGGCAAAUGGCCAAUUCAAUCCCCCACUGCCCAAAUCGAACUGUUCAGUUGAAGUUCCACCGUCUGUUCAGGUCGUAAAUGGAGAUUCUUCGUGCCCUUAUACCAUGUACAAAGUGGGGUUUGUGUUUGGAACUACGUUUUUGGAGAUCUAUCGAAGUUGCUACGAUGCGAAAACAAUGACGGCUGCUUUCUCCAUUCACAAGGUCUACCCCACUAGUUUGGACUCCUACCGAAGGCAUUCUUGGGACCGUGACGGGCUCAUUUCUCCUGCAGAUGAAGCCUUGUUUACCAAAGAGAGUAUCUAUGAAAGGUUUAAAUCCAUUUUCGGAAAUAAGCAGACGUAUAUUCGUUCCAAAACAUCAGAUGCUUUCGACCGAGGCCAUCUGACUCCAUCAGCCGACUAUACGUUUUACAAAAUCUCGGGGCAGACCAAUAAGUACUUAAACGCCAUCGCGCAAUCCUCUAGCAUUAAUCGUGGCAGAUGGCAGAAAGUCGAAAAAUGGGUUCGUGAUUUGUCCAGAAGCAAUAAUGAAGUCCUGAGGGUGUGCACCGGUGGGUUGGGUAUUCUGAAACUGAAGAACAGCAAGCAAAAUCCAACUCCCAUUUACCUAGGACCGGGAAAACUCCCAGUUCCAGAGUGGACUUACAAAAUCAUUACCAUUUCAACCGGACAAAAGGUCGUGAUUUUGAUGACGAACAAUGGAUUCGAAAACAAAUCGUUGAAUCCAUCAUCGAUUUGCACAAUCGUAAACUGUCCGGUUGGGAUUAAUACAGCGGGUAACACCUUCUGCUGCGAUCCCUCCGACUUUAUCAGAAGGAAUGUCCCCAAUUUGAGUCGGUCUUGCUAAGACUCAGAAGGGAUCACUCACAAUUAUCCCAAUAAUCUUUUUAUAUUUAUAUGUAUGGUAUAGUUCUGACAAUACACAGUGUUACGAAAUUGGAUGUUUAUUUUUUGUAAAUAACAAUAAAUAAAAAUAAUAUAA